Stylonychia lemnae is the source of this 1206-nucleotide messenger RNA. Lineage: Eukaryota; Ciliophora; Spirotrichea; Sporadotrichida; Oxytrichidae. The record is from the annotation of a GenBank genome assembly.
AUGGAUCAUUUAGUAGCACUUAAAAUAUAAGAUACUUAUCAAAAAUACAGAAUCCUACAAAAACUGGGUGAUGGAGGCUAAGGUGAUGUUUACUUGGCUCAAGAUCUUGAGGAUCCUAAUCUAAAAGUAGUUGCGUUAAAGUAACAAAAGUUAGAUGAUAUGCUGGGAACUAUAAAAACUUCAAUAAUCAAGUAGCACUAAUGUCUAUAGUGCCAAUUAUGCAAUCUCUGCAACUACUGCCAACAAUGCAAUUAAUGCGCGCAUCAACCUCAAUCUGUAUUAGACGCUAAACAAUUUGAAGAGGCAUCAAAUGAUGCUAAAUAAAUUUUGUCAAAGGAACUUCUUCGCCUACUAAGAGAAAUCUCAUCAAUUCAGCUAAAGCAUCUGAAUAUAGUCGACAUCUAUGACUCAUUUCUCUCAACAGAUAACAAAUUCAUCAUUAUAAGUGAAUUAGCACAACAAGACUUGAAGAAGUUUGUAGAUACUCGAUUCAAACAAAAUAAUAAACUAACAGUUGAAGAAAUUACAAUGAUUCUUAUUCAAGUACUUAAUGGGCUUGAGUAUAUUCAUAAUGAGAACUUCAUCCACAGAGACAUAUCUCCUUAAAAUAUCCUAGUUUUCAAAGAUUAAACUAUCAAAAUUUGUGAUUUUGGAUUCGCAUCUUAUGGUGAAUAAACCAAUGCAAAUGUUGGAAAAUAAGAAUACAUGGCUCCAGAGGUUAACAAUGGAAACUAAAACUAUAACAAGUCAAUUGAUAUAUGGUCUCUUGGAAUAAUGCUUUACUAUCUUUGUACUGGAUCAACAAACUACUAGGGCAAAUCAGUAAAUAAUCUUGCAAGAGAGCAGAAGCGUAUUUACCUGCCAUAGGAACACUAAUAAUUUCAGAAAAUAUUUGAUUCAAUGAUAAGGAUUAAUCCUUCAAAUAGACCAACAGCCACUCAUCUUAAAGAUGAAUUUAUGACAUUUAUAGACUAAAGCCAUAUCACCUUUUAAAAAUAUUAAACAUCACUUUUGACUCAUUUGACAAUCUAAUAAUAAAUUAAACUUCAGAAGCAAUAAGAAAGCUUUUAAAAGCAAAUUCUAAGAAAUUUUGAUUAAGAACUGAUUAAGAAAGAUUAAGAUUUACAAGUGGCAUUGAUGUUCAAACUAGGAGAGAAAUAUUUGACUUAUUAUUCUGGUUUAGGUGAAGGUAGAAUUAUUACAUGA